AUGGAGUCCAAAAGUGAAGGCAAGCCCACCCUCAGCAACGUGUCUCCAAAGACCUUGCAGAUGGCGAGAUCUUCAAGCCCGGAGAUACUCUGGCUGAUGAUGAGGAACUCACCAUCGCCUUGGCAAACUAUGUCCCUGAUACGGUCGAAGAAAGAAAUCUUUUUCGCAAGAUUGACUUUACACUUCCUCCUUCUUUGUGUUGGAUAUCAAAUUACUACGUCUGCUGACAUGAAGACGCUAGACUACUCGCUCCUUGUGUACCUGUUCUUCGUCGGCUACUUCCUCUGCGAAGUCCCCUCCAACAUGAUCAUGAACAAAUGCCGCCCAUCAAUCUACCUCCCAACCAUAGUCUGGAACUACAAGGGCUUCCUUGCCGGACGGUUCUUCCUCGGCUGCAUCGAAGCUGGUCUCUUCCCUGGCGCCAUCUACCUUUUGACAUGCUGGUACACCAAGAAGGAAAUUGGCAAGCGAUUCUGUAUCUUCUACACAUCUGGCUGCAUCGCCCCAGCUUUGGGUGGUAUCAUGGCCGGUGCCAUCGUUAAAGGUCUCGAAGGAGUCCGGGGCAUUCCCGGCUGGCGCUGGCUAUUCAUCGUCGAGGGCGCCCUCACCGUCUUCUGCGGUUUCGGACUAUACUUUCUUCUACCAGAUUAUCCUCGAAACGCCCGCUACUUCUCUCCCGACCAGCGUCGCCUCGCGCAGAUUCGCAUCCUCGUCGAUCGGCAGGUCAGUGUCGGCAGCACGACACGCCGUAUGACUUCGUGGCAGGCUUUCAAGGCUGUUGUCACUGAUGGAAAGGCCUGGUUCUUCCUCAUCGCUUAUAGUAUCAUCAUCCUGGGCAUGUCGAUCUCAUACUUUGUUCCGACGAUUCUCAAGGCUAUGGGCUACACAAAGGCCACGGCGCAGUGGAUGACUGUUCCCAUCUGGAUCACCGGCGCCGUGUGUCAAUUGGCUCUGUCUUGGACUUCAGACAAGCUCCAAGAUAGAAGAUGGUAUAGCUGCUGUAUUUACGGACUUGCGGCUGUCGCAUGCAUAAUCUCGGCCUUCGUUCAUUCCGCCAUUGCCAAAUAUGUCAUGAUGUGCCUGCUUGUUGCUGGCCUCUACACCGGACUCCCUCUCAUGCUCAAUUGGACAAGCGAGUCGAUACCUUUUCCUGACCAGAAGCGCUUCAUUGCUAUUGCCUUUGUCAACUCAUUUGGCCAUCUGGCCAUUAUCUAUGGAAGCUAUCUGUGGCCCAGCACCAAUGCUCCCCAGCACUUGGUCGGUUUUGCGACUCUGACAGCUACCUGCGGCUUCGGAUGUGUUAUCGCGAUUGUUGCUCCAUGGUACUUCAAGCUUCUACCCAACGAGCCUGUCACCAAGGCCGAACGAGAGCUAGUAGCUCUUCAACAGCAGGACCAGCAAAGACAGGAGUCAUGAGUAUCCGCGAUGGUGAUCACGUCAGGUAGCAUGCUAGCAUCUACAGGGACCUAGCUAGACAAC
Fusarium oxysporum Fo47 is the source of this 1479-nucleotide messenger RNA. Its product is annotated as major facilitator superfamily domain-containing protein. The coding region runs from base 1 to 1416 and encodes 471 amino acids. The transcript has 4 exons. Gene Ontology annotation, cellular component: membrane. Gene Ontology annotation, biological process: transmembrane transport. The record is from RefSeq and is a predicted model, not a curated record. Gene Ontology annotation, molecular function: transmembrane transporter activity. NCBI's taxonomy places the organism in Eukaryota, Fungi, Ascomycota, Sordariomycetes, Hypocreales, Nectriaceae.